Closterium sp. Naga37s-1 is the source of this 771-nucleotide messenger RNA. The record is from the annotation of a GenBank genome assembly. Lineage: Eukaryota; Viridiplantae; Streptophyta; Zygnematophyceae; Desmidiales; Closteriaceae.
AUGCCUGGAGCCGAAAACCACUCGCCAGCUAGCUCUCAUUACCCCCCUUUUAUGCACCUGUUUCCCCUCUGCUCACUCUCUUUCACCCCUCACUCACGCGUCCCCUCUGCUCACUCUCUUUCCCCCACACUCACCCUUUCUCCCCUCUGCCCACUCUGUUUCCCCCGUCACUCACCUUCUUACCGAAUUCUCACUUUUCAUUCACCCCUUUUUCCAAUCCCGCUUCCCCUUUCCAUCUCUCCUUCAUGCCUCCCACCACCUCUCCCUGCCUUCCCUGCUUCUCUCCUUAUCUCCUUCAUGCCUCCCACCAUCUCGUUUUCCUUCUCAUCUCUUGUGGGCCACAUCACGAGGCCCGUCUGCCCUCUCACACUCUUCCUGCCAUUCUCACUCUCGCAAUCCUCACCGCCGUCCCUUCCUUCCUGUAACCAAUCUCCCCUCCCCCCUUUUCCCUUCCUUCCCUCCACUUCCUCCCCUUCCCUUCCUUCUCUCCCCAUCCUUCCCGCCCCUUCCUCCCCUCCCCUUCAUCCCCAUCCCUGCCUUUUCCCACCUGCCCUUCCCUUCUCGACCCCGCCCUUCUAUGUCACUCCUCGCCUUCUGCCCUCCAGUUCAUGUGCAUGUGCUGCCAUCACUUUUGCCCCAUACAUGCAUCUUAUUAACUCAUGUUUACUCGCUUGUAUUCCCUUUUCACCCUCCGUCCCUUCAAAUCUCCCCUCACUUACUACCCAUCUCCCUGCCUUUCCAUCACACCUCCCUGCCUUCUCAUGGAUUUGA